Messenger RNA from Candidula unifasciata, 1524 nucleotides. The record is from the annotation of a GenBank genome assembly. NCBI's taxonomy places the organism in Eukaryota, Metazoa, Mollusca, Gastropoda, Stylommatophora, Geomitridae.
CGGUUAUUCACCAGCCCAGAAUGCCUCAGGUUCAAAUCCAUCACAGAUGUCCGGAGGUCCUCCCAGUGACUACACUGCACCACCAGGAGCGUUGUCGGCGGCUGCUUAUGUAGCUGCUGCAGCAACAGCCACAGCCACAGCUACAGCCACCGCCAGCAUGGUGGCCAUUCAGGAACAGCAGAAUCAGCAGCAUAUGAAUAUCAACAUGCAGAUGAAUAUGAACAACCAAUAUGCACCUGGUUUGCAGAUGCAAACUGGUCAGCACCAGUAUGUUGGUCAGUAUCCGCCGGGCAUGCCCAACCAAAGACAUCCAAUGCCAAUGGGAGGAGGCACAUGUCCUGGACCCGGACCAAUGAAAUCAUCUAUGUCAUCAAUGUACCAUCGGAGACCUACACCCUAUCAUAACCCGUACAUGCAGAAGAGACAGAUGUACCCAAAUGGGACACAAAUGGAUCAGUUUGUCUCUGGUGGUCCUAGUCCGCAUGGUCCUCCUUACAUGGGACCUCAUCAGCAGUACCCCGGCAAGCCAGGCUAUCCACCUACUCAGCAGCCACUGCCGUCACCCACAUAUGGCAUGCCACAGCCCAUGGGAGGUAUGCGACCCGGAGGGCCUUCACCAUAUCCCAAUGGUCAGCACCCGUACAUGACACAGGGUCAGUAUGGACAUCCACAGAGGCCUCUAGGACCAGCGCCCAGCUACAGCCCCUACCCAGGACAAACACACAACAGUUUUCCUCACUCUCCCAUCCCUGGCAACCCCACACCGCCCAUCACACCUGGGGCAGUACCUGGUUACCCUGGCGACAUGAAGCCUGCUUACCCACCAGACAUCAAACCUAUGAUCAAAUCAUGUCCAGACGAGCUGAGGUUGACAUUUCCUGUGAGGGAUGGUAUCGUGCUGGCUCCGUUCAGACUGGAGCACAACCUGGCUGUCAGCAAUCACGUGUUCCACCUGAGAGACUCUGUCUACAACACUCUCAUGUACAGAUCUGACUUAGAGCUACAGCUGAAAUGCUUCCAUCAUGAGGACCGGCAGAUGAGUACCAACUGGCCUGCCUCAGUCACAGUCAGUGUCAAUGCCACACCCCUGAAUAUCGAACGGGGUGACAACAAAUCCACCCACAAACCACUAUACCUCAAGGACAUAUGCCAGGCAGGACGCAAUACUAUACAGAUUACAGUCACUGCUUGUUGUUGUUCCCACUUAUUUGUUCUCCAACUAGUCCAUCGGCCGAGCAUACGCUCAGUUCUUCAAGGUUUAUUACGUAAACGAUUGCUUCCUGCAGAACACUGUAUCACUAAAAUCAAAAGAAAUUUCUCCAAUGUUCCCCCGAAUAGUGCAGUCAAUGGGGAUGAUGGAGUUGAGCAGACGGCUAUAAAAGUUCCGUUAAAAUGCCCUAUCACGUGCCGAAGGAUAACGUUGCCAGCCAGAGGACAUGACUGUAAACACAUACAGUGCUUUGAUCUGGAGUCCUAUUUACAACUGAACUGUGACAAGGGCUUAUGGAAAUGUCCUGUUUGCAA